Dujonia railenensis is the source of this 1362-nucleotide messenger RNA. Lineage: Eukaryota; Fungi; Ascomycota; Pichiomycetes; Serinales; Debaryomycetaceae. The record is from the annotation of a GenBank genome assembly.
AUGCUUAAGCGUGCCUUCAGUUACAUCAUCGGCGCUGAAAAACAAGUGGCUAGGGACUAUGAACGAUGGAGUAGGUCGCAGCUUAUCCAGCGUAUUAGAGAACUUGAGAGUAGCGCUGAAGUCGAUAAGGAUGAGACGAAGGAGAAUACUCCAGCUAGUGAAAUAGUGAGUACACCAGCUCCCGAUGCAAGUCUUGGUAGUGCCACCGUAGCCAAUUCCACGAAUAAAACCAGUAAAAAGAAGAAAUUUGACUUCUCCACUCAGAACCAAAGGUUUAUCGCUCUUCGCUUUGCAUACGCGGGAUGGAACUACAGCGGACUCGCUUUUCAGAACGAACCGACACCGUUACCAACCGUAGAGGAGGAAAUUUUGAAGGCUCUCAGCACAGCCAAGUUGAUUGCCGCACCAGAUCCUCACUGCUGUGACUUUUCCCGUUGCGGUAGAACCGAUAAGGGAGUCUCUGCCUUGAACCAGGUCAUCUCAUUGAAGGUUAGAUCCAGACUUAGCAAAGAGGAGCAGGAGUUGAAGACAAACGACUCCAAUGAAAUCCCCUAUGUCACUGUAUUAAAUACAUUGUUGCCCAAGGAUAUUAGAGUGACCGCUGUAUGCUUGCGUCCCCCUGAAGACUUUGAUGCCAGAUUCAGUUGUGACUACAGACACUACAAAUAUAUAUUUAAGAAGGAUGGCUUGGACUUGGAAUUGAUGGAGCAGGCAGCAGCCAAGUACUUGGGGCCUCAUGACUUCAGAAACUUCUGUAAAAUUGAUGGCAGCAAGCAAAUUACAAAUUACGGAAGAACAGUGCUAUCAUCGAGCAUACAGCACUUAAGAGAUGACUACUAUGUGUUUGAUUUAAAGGGUACCGCAUUCUUAUGGCACCAAGUUCGUUGCAUGGUUGCAAUUUUGUUCCUCGUAGGACAAAAGCAUGAACUGGUUGAUAUUAUUGACAAGUUAUUAGAUGUGACCACCAUGCCAAGCAAGCCGAUCUAUGAUUUGGCCAACGAUAUUCCAUUGGUCUUGUAUGAUUGUGUAUUCCCUGAGAUGGAAUGGGUUGCUGGGAUUGAUGAAACCAAGGCUUCCAAGAUUCUUCGUGACAAUGCUAUAGUCAAAGGAUUGGUGACGGAAGUUCAAAUCAAGGCUAUGAUUACUGAAAUGGUCGCCAACUUGGCCCUUACCGACGAAACUGGGUAUAAGAACCUUCCAGGGUCUGGUAUUAUUAAUAUUGGAGAUGGUAGAGGUAGAAAUUUCAAGAAGUAUGUCAAGAUUGUGAAUCGUGAAUAUGGUGACACCUUUGAGGUUGUUAAUGCUAAACAUAGAGAGAAGAAGAGAAGAAAGUUGGAGAGCAACGACUCGAUUAAUGAAUAG